ACGACGUCGUCGUGUUGGCCAGUCGAUCGCGCGCAACACGUCCGCUUGACGACGGAUCCCGCACGAGUCCUUAUUGUAUAUUAUUAUUAUCUACGCAGACAUAAUAAUAAUAUCACAACGCGAUACCAUAGUAUUAUUAUUAUUAAAUCGUCGGUAUAUCGCAGGUCCGCUUCACGCUCGCUGCGUGUAACGAUGUCGAUAUAAGGCCGUCGUCGCAUACAAUACUAAUACUGCUGCAGUGUACAUCGUCGUUUCACGUAAUCCAUUUGAAAUACAACUCGCGGAUUUGCUCGUAGGUCCGUGAUAAUUAUUGACUGUCGACGGUGGUGUACUAUAAUUGUACUGCAGCUCGGUCGCCGCACAUCGUAUCUCACUGCGGGCCUGCACCAAAAGGGGUACUAUGAUGAUGUUGCAGAACCCGCUGUUCCAGGAGUACAACACUGCUCUGUCGCAGUUGCUCGAACUGCACCAACAGCAACACCGGUACCAUCACCAACAACACCAGCACCAGCAGCACCACCAUCACCAACAUCACCCCAACAGACAACAGCUGCACCGUACAGCCGGGAACGGGUCGUCCGCAGCAGCAGCAGCAGCAGCAGCCGCAGCCGCGGGAGUUUUCCAGAGUUACGCGGGUGGCGUGAGGACGGCCAGCCGGGACAGCGCCGAGUCCGACGGGCUGAGCUCUUCGUCGCCCAGGCCCUCCAAGCCGUUCACCAUCGACGCGAUACUCGGACUUCAAGCGGGCGCCGCUGUGGGCCAGUCGGCCGCCACGCUGUCGAUCGACCCGUCCACUACUGGCCCGGUCGCCGCGCUCGACUUUUCCACCGGUUCGACAGCGGCUCACGGCAAAAAACUCCGCGAAGACAAAAUUGAAGGUUCCAGUAAAAAACACGGUUGUUCUGGCAAAUCAAAAAGAGUACGAACAAUAUUCACUCCGGAACAAUUAGAGAGGUUAGAGAUGGAAUUCGAACGUCAACAAUACAUGGUGGGUCCAGAAAGACUAUAUUUGGCUCACACAUUACAGUUAACGGAAGCACAAGUUAAAGUUUGGUUUCAAAAUCGUAGAAUAAAAUGGCGAAAACAACAUCUGGAAAUACAGCAACAGAGGUUGGCCAACAUACACCAACGGAGUACGCAGGGAAUGGUCCAAGAGGGUGAAGAAGACGAGGAUUCGGAAACAGAAACGAAUAAUUGUUCAUAUUACUCAUAAAAAUGUUAAGAAAAAAAAAUGUGUAGGUUAGUUUCCUAUAACUCUGUGUUUAAUAUUGAAAUGUGGAAAGUCCAUCGAUUGUGGUUUUAUAGAUACAUGAAAAUCAUUAUAUAAUAUUAUACAACCGCGUUUGUCGUGAAAACGGCCGUUUUUCUAAAAUAUCAGGCGAAAUAUUAUUUAAAAUGAAAAUUUUUUUUAAUUGUUGUUUGUCUUUUUACAAAGCAUAAAAUAUAUUAUAAUAUCCAUGUAUAAAGGUAUAACUAUAAUAUUGUACAGAAUUAUGUGGAGAUUCAUAGAAAACACUUUUCAACGCAAACUGAUGAUCAGACGAAAUUUUGAUGAUAUCGCAAACCUUUACAAAUUGUUGAAAAUCUAAAUAUACACUUAAUCUGAUGUGUUUAAUGCAUUGCAAGAUCGUUAAUAAUUAGCAUAUUAGAAUAUAAUAAUAUAUAGGUUAGAUGUUCCAUUAUUAUUAUUUAUUAAAUAUUACCUAUGUUGAUCAAAUGUAAAUAUAUAUUCUACAAUGUUGUAAAUAAAUAAUAAAAUGUGUUUAAUAUUA
Messenger RNA from Metopolophium dirhodum (rose-grain aphid), 1772 nucleotides. Its product is annotated as homeobox protein engrailed-like ceh-16. The transcript is spliced from 3 exons. The record is from RefSeq and is a predicted model, not a curated record. Gene Ontology annotation, biological process: neuron differentiation; regulation of DNA-templated transcription; central nervous system development. Gene Ontology annotation, molecular function: DNA binding; DNA-binding transcription factor activity, RNA polymerase II-specific. Bases 401 to 1213 code for a protein of 270 amino acids. NCBI's taxonomy places the organism in Eukaryota, Metazoa, Arthropoda, Insecta, Hemiptera, Aphididae.